Messenger RNA from Ooceraea biroi (clonal raider ant), 489 nucleotides. RefSeq names its product protein GVQW3-like. The record is from RefSeq and is a predicted model, not a curated record. Gene Ontology annotation, molecular function: nucleic acid binding. NCBI's taxonomy places the organism in Eukaryota, Metazoa, Arthropoda, Insecta, Hymenoptera, Formicidae.
AUGCUUCAAAAAGCAUACGGUGAUGAAUGCUUAUCCUGUACUCAAGUUUACGACUGGUUCAAGCGAUUUCAAAGUGGCCGGGAGAUGCUUGAGGAUGACGAAAAGUCGGGCCGUCCAAAAACUGGACUGAGCGAAGUUAACAUCCAAAAAGUGCGUGAUUUCAUCAAAGAAAACCCGAAAUCUUCCGUGAGAUUGAUUGAAGAUGAAUUGGGGAUUCUAAAAUCAACUGUGCAUAAUAUUUUGACCGAGAGUUUAGGCCUUCGUAAAUUGAAUUCGCGAUUUGUUCCCCACAAGUUGACCGACAACCAAAAAAUGUAUCGAAUUGAGCACUGCAAGGACCUCAUUAAAACCGCUCUUAAGGACUCAAACUUCCUUGAAACGAUCGUUACUGGUGAUGAAACGUGGUGUUUUGAGUAUGAGCCCGAAACAAAGCGCCAGAGUGCUGAGUGGAGACCACCAGAAGAGGGGCAUCCGAAAAAAGUCGCUUAG